AUUUAAUUACAUAUUGCAGAACGCAAUUUUUGCUCGUCCAGUUUUUAUUUCUCACAUCUUUUUGUCCUUUUUCAGAAUCAGGAUUGCGAAUCCUGCGAUUUAAAGUUUACGUUCGUUGCGUUGUUUACAAGCACGUUCGGAGUGGCGAGUCGAAGAUGGCUGCGAAAGCGAGGAGCGCAUCGAAUAGCCCAGCCACGUGCGCGUAGUGAAUACACGAGGAUAAAAUGCAUUCCUGGCGUGUUGUCCGUUGUUAGAUUCGUCCGUGCGAAAAAGCCGCGCUGAGUACUGCAUCUACACUUCAUUUCCGCUCAAUUCGUCCGAUCGGCAAGCGACGGCUGAGAACCGCGAGGUUGAUGCCCGUGAAGAUCCGAUGACUCACUCGUCAGUGUUACUUACUUGCGAUCAGGUGAUGAUGCUCUUGUAAGAAAUAAAACGGAGCCAGUUUGGAACACGCGGCAAUAUGAACGUUUUUAAGGAUCUUCAGGACGAGCCUCCCUUGUUGCAAGCUAUAUUUCAUGGAAACAUAGAAGCAGUUCGUACAUUGUUAUCUCAACAGGAGGAUGUCAAUUGGCAAGACAAGGAGCAGCGUUCCCUUUUACAUGCUGCAGCAUAUAGAGGAGAUACGGCUAUUGUAGAACUUCUUUUGUUAAACGGUGCAGUUGCUAACAGCAAAGACAAGAAAUGGUUAACUCCAUUGCAUAGAGCUUGUUGUUCUGGCAAUUAUAACGUAGUAGACUAUUUAUUAAGAUACAAAGCAGACGCAAAUGCCCGAGAUCGCAGUUGGCAGACACCUCUCCAUGUAGCAGCAGCAAAUAACGCUGUGCAGUGUGUAGAACUUCUAAUACCACAUUUAUUAAAUAUCAAUGUCACAGACAGAGGCGGCAGAACGUGUCUUCAUCAUGCAGCGUAUAACGGCCACUUCGAAAUGGUGGAGUAUCUAAUACAGUUCGGUUGUGUGAUAAAUGCAUCUGACAAAAAGGAUCGAAGAGCUUUACACUUUGCGGCGUACAACGGCCACAAUGAGAUUGUAAAAACCUUGAUAGCUAAGGACGCUGAUGUGAACGUUAAAGAUCGAGAUUUAUACACUCCGUUACACGCAGCAGCCGCUUCCGCUAACGUGGAGUGCGUGCAUAUUUUGAUCAGUGCUGGCGCAGAUGUCGAGGCGAAGAAUGUCUACGGAAAUACUCCGCUACACAUUGCCUGCUUGAACGGAUGUCCCCGUGUGAUCAAGGAACUCAUGUCUAAUCAUGUCAAUUUAGAAGCGCUGAAUUAUCGGGGACAGACCGCGCUACAUGUCGCCGCCGCCAGCUUACACGGCGUCCAGUGCUUCGAGAUGCUUAUAUAUAACGGACUGAAGGUGAACGUUCAGUCGGAGGACGGCCGUACGCCGUUGCACAUGACUGCGAUCCAUGGAAGAUUCACUCGCUCGAAAACACUGCUCGAUGCGGGAGCCUUUCCGGACGCGAGAGACAAAAACGGAAACACAGCUUUACAUAUCGCCGCCUGGUUCGGUUUCGAGUGUUUGACGACGUCUCUGCUGGAAAGCGCCGCGUCUCCGGCCACGCGCAACGCGCAACAACGCACGCCUUUGCAUCUGAGCUGCCUGGCGGGACAUAUAGAAGUUUGCCGUAAGUUGUUGCAGCUUGAUAGUAGACGAAUUGAUGCGCGAGACAUCGGUGGCCGAACGGCCCUACAUUUAGCAGCUUUUAAGGGUUCCGUGGAUUGUCUAGAUUUACUGUUAUCGAGCGGCGCCAAUUUCCGUCUCGUUGAUAACGACAAUCGACUGGCUCUCCACCACGCCGCGAGUCAAGGACAUUAUCCGUGUGUCUUCACACUGGUUGGAUUUGGCAGCGACUCGAACGCUCAAGACGUGAACGGCGCCACUCCGCUGCACUUGGCCGCAGCGGCGUCGAACUCGAACGCCCAGUCCUACAAGUGCGUGCAGUACUUGCUGCAGCACCGAGCAGAUCCGCGUUUACGCGAUAAACGCGGUUUCACGGCGAUUCACUACGCAGUGGCGGGCGGCAAUCAAGCGGCGCUCGAGGCGCUUUUGAACGCCUCGUCGUCGGAAACUCCGACCGCUUCGUCCAGCUCGUCGACCGCGGAGGAACCAUCCUUGCCAGCGCUCACUCCGAUACAUCUCGCGGCGUAUCACGGUCACGACGAAAUCUUGAAGCUGCUUCUGCCUUUGUUCCCCAACACGAACGUCCAAGAAGACAGCGGGAAAACGCCAUUGGAUCUCGCAGCCUACAAAGGACACAAGGAGUGCGUCGAGCUGUUAUUGCAGUUCGGUGCUUCAGUAUCGGUGCAGGACAACGUGACGCAACGUAUGCCUGUACACUGCGCCGCCGCGGCGGGCCACGCCGACUGCCUGGCCCUGCUGCUGCAGCAGACGGACGAUCCCAGCGUGGUGAAUCGCUACGACGCGAAACAACGGACUCCCCUGAUGCUGGCGGUCGCGAACAACCACAUGGAAUGCGCGAUGUUGCUGUUGAAGUACAAAGCCGAUUGCAAUCUGCCUGACGUCAACAAGCACACACCGCUGUUUCGGGCAGUGGUCAAUGAGCGAGACAAUCAGAUGGUGAAACUGUUGCUGAAGCACGGCGCGCGGGUGGCCGUGCAAGACACGAAUGGGAAGACGCCGCUACACUUGGCAGCCGCCUGCGGCAGAUUGUGCGCUUUGGCGGCGCUCGUCACAGCCGAUCCGACCGCGGCCGCACUGAAGGACGAUCAAGGCUGCACUGUGCUCCACUGGGCUUGUUACAAUGGGAAUUCGAAUUGCGUGGAGUAUCUCUUGAAUCACAGCGUGUUCGACUUCUUGGAAGACAAUCCAUUCUCCGCUGUACACUGCGCCGUAUAUCAGGGAUCCGCGCACUGCUUGGACUUACUGAUUAAUAAGUUUGGCGGACAAGCGGUCGCCGCGCCGAGGGACUCGUCGUGCGGUCUGCUGCCGCUACACGUUGCGGCCAGCGCUGGAUCCGUCGAGUGCGCGCUGCUGAUUUUGAAGUCCGUUGGGCCGGAAUUAGCCGGGCUCGAGUCGACCGAUCACUUCGGACGGACGCCGCUUCUCUGCGCGGCUAUCAACGGACAGUGCAACGCUAUUGACCUGCUGCUUCAGUGGAAGGCCGACGUGCGCGCCGUCGAUUCCAGUAUGAACACGGCGCUGCAUUUGGCGUGCCAAAGACGGCAUUCCGCCGCGGCAGAGUUGCUGCUGAGCUGGAUCGAGUCGCUUGGCGGCAACGAGGCCGACAAGAACGCGUCGCAGCAGCAGCGUGUGACUAUCAUCAAUAUGAAGAACAAGCAGCAGCGAACGCCGCUGCAUCUGGCGGCGAGAAACGGCCUUAUAACGGUCACGCGGCAAUUAUUGCAAUUGGGCGCGAGUGUCGUGGCCGUCGACGCCGAUGGACUCACGCCCGCCUUAGCUUGCGCCCCGAAUCCAGCAGUGGCCAAGUGCUUGGCCACUAUUCUCGCCGCGCACGGACAAAACGGGGAGACCGCGCAGUACUCGCCGUCCAUCCAGCAAACGUCGGAGGGGUAUCUGAACGGCGGCCGGAACGGCGUGGACUCGCAGCACAGCUCCGACUCGGAGUUUUACUGACAGCGAGCGUCGACGCGCUCGGACCGUCAAGCGUUCCGAGCGAAUAAUCUCAACAACUCGACAACGCGCGGCAACAUCGACGCGGCAAAAUUGAUCUGGACGAGCUGCUGGCUUUUCUCCGUUCUAGCGUAACUUUUAGCGGACAGAUCUAUCACUCGAGGUGACCAGCCAUUUAAGUAGCGAUCGUGACAAUACCAGUAUCUGUGCUGUCGACAACUCGAUAGUAACUAAUCGACUGCCAAGAAGAGUACGGAUGUAUGUGUGUACGUACCAACGUUACUUAAUAAUAGCUUUAGGCACAUUUAUGAGACGAGUGAGCUGUACAACAGCCAGUCGUCCAGCUUUCUGUUUGUUUAGCUACACGAAUUUGCAAACGCGAAAUAUGCAAUAUUUUGCAUUAGAUUGGCGCUGCACUGAGAGAGAAGAAUAAUUGCAGUAAUCAUAAUUUAUGUUUUUUGACGUCAACCAUUUUUAUAGAUAUUUUAACUAUAUGAUUGUUAGUAUAAAAUUAUUACUGCUAAUUGUAACAGUUCUUAUAAAAAUAAGUAUAUUCGCCAUAAUUAUAGUUCCAUAUAAUUAUAAUUCCAAAUAUACUUUUCUCUCAGUGCGAGGAUUUAUCGCAUUGUCAAGGAAUUUUCCACUUACUUGACAAGACGACAGAUUUCCUGCAUUAAUUUAAUGCCGUGCAAUACAAUAUUUAUAAAAAGAACAAAAAAAAACGAAUAUUAAUUUUAAAACUGACGACGCAAUCAGCGGCGGCGUUCCUAGAACGUUUAAUUGUAUAUAUGAUUCAAUAUCGAUCAUGUCGUGUAAUAUUCAGCUUCAAGUUAAUAAUAGAGCGUUACUUUUAAAUCAUGCUCAACACUUUCGUUCCGGUUGCAAAUAUUUUCAAAAAGUGACGGCUCACUUAAUGCUAUUCACGGAGAGCAUCAAGAAAGUGCGUUAAGUUGGAAAGAGUACAAAAUUCCGCCGUUAUUCGCUGUAUUCCUUUUGGAUAUCAUCGCAAUAUUGAAAUUUAUUUAUUUUUUACUCUAGCGAAAUAUUUAUAUUUUUCUUUCUUCUCAUAUACAUAAGUGAGAACGAGAAGCUCGCGGCUUUGCCACGCGUAUUAUGUGCAAUUUCCAUCUACGUAGCCGAAAUUACAAUAAGUAACGCACACAUACCCCCUCCAUAUUUCCCGCGACAGGUUUGCCUGCAAAAUUGAUUCUAAAUAGCGUCGGGAGUACAAUGCGCGCGUAAUAGAGUUCUCUCGCGAGCGACUAAUGUAAGUCUCGAGUGGACCACGCAGAAUAAUUCUGACGAACGGAUUUGCAUUGAAAGAUCUGCAAGAUCUGCAAAUGUAAUAUGCAAUUACUGAUUUAACGAACGGCGGCGUAUUAUCGAUUUUCUAGUUGAAUAUAAGAUAGAGAUCGCAGUCUGCGCGCGACUCGUUCUUAGGACGGACGAUUUAGACGUCAUUGCAAAUAUCGACGAAUGUACAGACAAUGCUCAACGUUGCAUUUACUAAUCUAGGUUGAUUCUUAUUAGUUUAGGCAAAUGUCUUCCAUUCUCAACAGCACUUUUCUUAAAAAAACUUUUAUUUAUUUACGAAUAAAAAUUUUCUUUACAAUAUAUAUAUAUAUAAUAAAAAAAAAAAUAUUUAUCAAUAACUAACAGUUUAAUUCUCAACAUCAAUUGUAUCUCAUCAUUUACACUCUUCCGCGCCAAUGAUUUUAUACACUUUUCAGACAUUUGAACGUUAACGUUCGGAACAAGCGUCCGUAAAGAUUUUGUGAUCCUUUUGGUUUGGUUUCGCCGUAUGAGAAAGCGUAGGAUUACAACUCGUAAGGAGAAAUGCCGAAAGUAUGAAUAAUUAAUUAUCAACGUCCCAUGUUGUAAAUAUACCGAAACGGACUGAAUUUAUACCCCCCCUCCCCCCUCCCUCCGGGUACUCUGUACAUAGAAUAAGGCAACGAGGGAGAGAAACGAGUAUUUAGCUAUUUUCUUAGAUAUUUGUUAGUAAAAAAAAGAACCUAAACUGCCUGACUAAACUGUACGUUGUAACGAGGACGUAGAGCUUGUAAGUGUUAAGAUGCGUAGUGGCCAAUCGUGGAAUUGAAUCGGAAUACGUUGGGACAACAAUAUAUUUAAUUUUGAGACGUUCUGUAUUCCCCGUUUCUCGAAGCUAUCAACGUCGAUCGCUUUACAGCGGUCAUUGUCACGUGACGAUCAAGAGGGACACUUGCCGUAGCCGUAGUCGUUUUUUAUUAUUUUUGUACUUAAAAUUUUGCCCAUACUUUUUGCAUUUAAUAGAUCGUAAGCGUGAUCUCUAGGCGAUUUUAAGCGCUAAUGUGAUCGAUACGAUAGGGAAUUGUAUAACUCAUCGACGGGAUAUUGUAGUCCAAUUGUACAUACCGACUUCAAUCGCAUCGCUUAUAUGUAAUAAUAAUUAAUGCAAUUAAUGAAAUUGUUAAUACCGGGAAAUCAUGAUCUCGUGAUUUGUACGUGAUUUUGUACUUGCGAUUGUUGUAGAAAAGCGAGAAAAAUUGCAUGUAUCGUGCGCCACUGUUCACUCUCAGACACGUAAAGACUCCAUCGCUGUACAUAUAUAUCGAAGAAAAUAUUUUUUCUAUACCCCUUUCUCUCGCGUACGACAGGUUUUUUCAGGAUGCAAUAUCGUAUUACAUGAAAGUUGCAGGAUAUUUUAAAGGGUUUCCGAUGAUACGUUUGUAUCGUGAAUAUUUGUAAUCAAUACACGUCACUACAUUCUAUUUUCA
Molecule: messenger RNA, 6354 nt
Organism: Linepithema humile (Argentine ant)
Lineage: Eukaryota; Metazoa; Arthropoda; Insecta; Hymenoptera; Formicidae
Product: serine/threonine-protein phosphatase 6 regulatory ankyrin repeat subunit A-like
Molecular function (GO): protein binding
Source: RefSeq, a predicted model, not a curated record